GUCGGAUAACUUUUUCAAAACGCUAACGCUAAUAUCUGACGCUGAUGCCAAAGUAGGCCUAAAUCUUGGCAAGGUCUCAGCUCCGGAGUACGGACUGCCUCUAGCAUCUGGUUACUACUACAAAUUAAUGCAUUUCGUUUCUUCGGGAGGAAGGAAUCUCAGAGGGCAGAAAAAUGGGGACGACAGGUUUGAUUUCAGCUAUGCGUAGAACUAACGCCAAAAAUUACCGCCUCUUCGUCCCAGUGAUUCAAGCUCUGAAUCCGCAGCUGGCCGGCCGUUCUUCCGGCGAAAUCCCUAGCUUUUUAAUUCAGAAGAGAUGGCAUAUGGGCGGCGCUCACUGUCAUCCGCACCGCGAUCAUCAGGGAAAUGAAGGCGAGAAGAUCUUCCGUCUCGGCCUUGCGGCCGACGUCGGCUUGGCGGCCGGCAAAGCUUUCACCGGUUACGUCUGUGGAAGCACCGCGAUCAUUGCCGACGCUGCUCAUUCCAUCUCCGAUGUGGUUCUGAGCGGGGUGGCAUUGCUGUCGUAUAAAGCUGCGAAGGCUCCCAAGGACAAAGAACACCCAUAUGGUCACUUUUGAUCUGUACCUACGCUUUACUCUAUGUUUCUACAUUGCUCAUACUAAUAUUGAUGAAACAGAUUUUUUCUAUUCUUUUGCUUUGAUGAUUGCUCAUACUAAUAUUGAUGAAACCGAUUUUUUCUAUCAUUUUGCUUUGAUGAUGUGUAGGAGAUCACAUAAAUUGGUUUAGUAUGA
This is a messenger RNA of Cuscuta campestris, 752 nucleotides long. NCBI's taxonomy places the organism in Eukaryota, Viridiplantae, Streptophyta, Magnoliopsida, Solanales, Convolvulaceae. The record is from the annotation of a GenBank genome assembly.